This is a messenger RNA of Entamoeba invadens IP1, 426 nucleotides long. RefSeq lists its product as hypothetical. The record is from RefSeq and is a predicted model, not a curated record. The transcript has a single exon. Lineage: Eukaryota; Evosea; Mastigamoebida; Endamoebidae. The coding region runs from base 1 to 426 and encodes 141 amino acids.
AUGGAUGUACAGCGACAGGGAUACCAGAAGAAGAUCAAGGUGAUGGAUUCUAACGCGCCGCACACGCCAAAACAUAGAAGUUACAAACUUUCUGAUACACGUAAAUGGUCGUCGACUAACGCUCUUCCAUCUCCUUUACGGCAAUGUUUAUUUGUUUCUGAUGAAGACAGUUUACAAACAAACAGACCACAACGUUCGUCUUCACCUUUGACUGAACUGGCUGAUAAUGAGGUCGCGGCUAUACUCUCGGCAAAUACAGAGUUUCAGUUCGUUUCGCAAUCGACCCCCAUUGAUAGAUCAGAUUCUGUUGUUCCACAUAUUUCACCAUCCCUUACUAAUAAAACACCUGAAAGCAACUUCGCACUGAACGAGGACGAACAACCCCAGUAUUUCCAGCGCUGCAGCAACCCAGGCAUCCUCGAAUAA